Zootermopsis nevadensis is the source of this 629-nucleotide messenger RNA. Its product is annotated as cytochrome c oxidase subunit 5B, mitochondrial. Gene Ontology annotation, cellular component: mitochondrial envelope; respiratory chain complex IV. The record is from RefSeq and is a predicted model, not a curated record. Gene Ontology annotation, biological process: mitochondrial electron transport, cytochrome c to oxygen. Lineage: Eukaryota; Metazoa; Arthropoda; Insecta; Blattodea; Termopsidae.
UAUUGGUCACAGUGGAAGGUCGACCUCAAAGCUGUAAUAUAGGUGUCGGUGGAAGGGCAUGGUAAUUGCUGAGCUUGAGAUUAAGUUUUGGCGUUCAUAAGACAUGGUUUCCAUUUGUAAAAGAAUUGCACUUCAUUCUUCUCGAAGAAACACAGUAUAUCUUUGUGUUAGACUUGCUAAUACAUUUAUGGACCCAAAGGAAUUAGUUACUGGACUAGAAAAGCGUGAAUUGCUUAAUGAAGAGGCUGGAAAAGAUCCUGACCCAUAUGGUCUAGCUAUUAAGCGAGGACCAGGUACCAAGGAUAAACCUACUUUGGUUUCAUCUGCAUUUGACUCCAGAAUUAUUGGCUGCGUUUGUGAUGAUGAGUCCAGCCACAUAAAUUGGAUGUGGCUUCACAAGGGUAACUCUACACGUUGUGAAUGUGGCUUUUGGUUCAAACUUGUGGAGAAACCUCCUUUGUAGUUUCCUUUUACAUAGCUCAGUUCUCUGUAGACUUAUAAUUAUGUAAUUUCAAAAUGCUUGAAAUUGAUCUAAGCACUUCCAAAAGUGCUUUAUAAAAUGGAAUUGUCUGUGUAUAGUGUUUAAAAUAAAUAAAAUGAUGGUAGUUGUACAUUAUGGUAUGAAUGAA